UCCCGGGAUGUUAGAGGCGCUCAGGGCGGCAGCAGAGCAGACGCCGGGCUGCGCGCUGGGAGCUGCGGUCUCCGGCCAUGGCCCCCGCUCCGCCCCCCGCCGCCUCCUUCUCGCCCUCCGAGGUCCAGCGGCGCCUGGCGGCCGGCGCGUGCUGGGUCCGCCGCGGGGCCCGCCUCUACGACCUCUCCAGCUUCGUGCGGCACCACCCGGGGGGCGAGCAGCUGCUGCGGGCCAGGGCGGGCCAGGACAUCAGCGCAGACCUGGACGGGCCGCCGCACAGGCACUCGGCCAACGCGCGCCGCUGGUUGGAGCAGUACUACGUGGGAGAGCUGCGCGGGGAGCAGCAGGGCUCCAUGGAGAACGAGGCUGUAGCCCUUGAGGAAACUCAGAAGACAGAUCCUGCUAUGGAACCACGGUUCAAAAUGGUGGAUUGGGACAAGCGAAAACCCAGAUGCUCUGCAAAGCCCUCCUCGCCUACCGUGACCUGGGCAUUUGUACCAGCCAUUCUGCCUCUGGAUCUCAGCCUGCUUUGUGUCUCCACUAAACUAUCCUUGCUUGGCAUGCCACAUCUCAUUGAGCACUUAAUGCAGGACCUGGUGGACUGGCAAAAGCCUCUCCUGUGGCAGGUGGGCCAUCUGGGAGAGAAGUACGAUGAGUGGGUUCACCAGCCGGUGACCAGGCCCAUCCGCCUCUUCCACUCAGACCUCAUUGAGGGCCUCUCUAAGACUGUCUGGUACAGUGUCCCCAUCAUCUGGGUGCCCCUGGUGCUGUACCUCAGCUGGUCCUACUACCGAACCUUUGCCCAGGGCAACGUCCGACUCUUCACGUCAUUUACAACAGAGUACGCGGUGGCAGUGCCCAAGUCCAUGUUCCCUGGGCUCUUCAUGCUGGGGACAUUCCUCUGGAGCCUCGUCGAGUACCUCAUCCACCGCUUCCUGUUCCACAUGAAGCCCCCCAGCGACAGCUAUUACCUCAUCAUGCUGCACUUCGUCAUGCACGGCCAGCACCACAAGGCACCCUUCGACGGCUCCCGCCUGGUCUUCCCCCCUGUGCCAGCCUCCCUGGUGAUCGGCGUCUUCUACUUGUGCAUGCAGCUCAUCCUGCCCGAGGCAGUGGGGGGCACUGUGUUUGCGGGGGGCCUCCUGGGCUACGUCCUCUACGACAUGACCCAUUACUACCUGCACUUCGGCUCGCCGCACAAGGGCUCCUACCUGUACAACCUGAAGGCCCACCAUGUCAGGCACCACUUUGCACAUCAGAAGUCAGGAUUUGGUAUCAGCACCAAAUUGUGGGAUUACUGUUUCCACACCCUCACUCCAGAGAAACCCCACCCGAAGACGCAGUGACAACUCCCACCCCCUCCGUCCUGCCCUCAGCCCGGCCCUGGCCCCUUCCCGAGCCCCACCCGCCAUCCAGACCCCAUUAAGAAGGUUGGCUUGGCCAGGCAGGAUGGUCUCUGUCCGGCCCUGCAGCCUAGUGGAAGGUGCUGAGGGGGCCCUGAGGCAGGACCACCCUCCUGACCCCUAGUAGGAGGGUCACAUCCACUUGGUGGCCAGGUGGCCCUUGGUGACCCGCUUCUUCCUGGAGCGUCCCUGCCUAGAGCUCGGCCCACAGGACUGCUUCAGGACCUGGCCACGGGUAGCAGCCACAAGGGGAAAUGAAGAAAACUGACCCCUCGUGGCCACCUGUGUCACCCUUGUGCCUUAGCAUCAUGGGCUGCGUAGGAGCUGCCUGCACAGCACAGCUCCGCAUUCACAGUCAGAAGUGGGUCUGUGGGACCUGUGGUCCCUGUCCUCCCUGCUGUCCUUUCUGGGGAGGCUUUGGUGGCUCUGAGGUGGACAAAGAGCUCUUGCAAGAAGAGACAGCAUGAUGCCUCCCACAGUCCACCCCAGACCCUGGAGCAGCCCCUCUGGCCCUGCCAGCUGCCUGUGUCGUUGGGCCCAGGGUGGCUGGCAGGAGUCCCAGCUGCUUGCUUUAGGACCUGGCAGCUUCUCUAGCCGUCCCUCUCCUGCCUCCAGAAUCACAGCCUUUCUCCCCCGGGGAGGCUGAGGAGGCUUCUCCACCAGUGGCAGCCCCACCCCGUCCCCAGCCAUUCUUGGCCUCCACCCCGCUCAGCCCCCAACUCGGGCCCUCCCAGAAGGAGCCACCUCUCAGUGCCUCACCUCCCCCUGCCUCCCAGCCUCCGCAGAUAAGGUUCCUGCCCCUUCCUCCUCGUAACCAAAACCCUCACUGCUCCCAGGACGGUCUUAUUUAUAAGCCAGAUACGUGUUCUUAGUCUGGUCCCAGACCAAGGAGCUGGUCAGACGGCCUUUUCUAAUCCUACAUGUUGAGCUUAUGUAAAAAAUGUUGUUUCCUCCUGUUUUUGGUUCCUUUCUUACCCACAAACCAUUACUACUUGAAACUUAAAAAACUCGCCAAGUGUAAAGGCUAAAGAGAAGCAGUUUGACGGACCUUGUGAUUUGUACUGUUUGCUGCGGAGCUAUUUAAAGAUUUUGGAAUAAAUAUACAAAACUACGGUUGUGAAAUAAAAACUUAAAUUGUAUAUUUUGAAAAAUAAAACACUGAAAAGAAACCAACAAAAA
Molecule: messenger RNA, 2582 nt
Organism: Nomascus leucogenys (northern white-cheeked gibbon)
Lineage: Eukaryota; Metazoa; Chordata; Mammalia; Primates; Hylobatidae
Gene: FA2H
Product: fatty acid 2-hydroxylase
Exons: 8
Coding region: 78-1346 (422 amino acids)
Biological process (GO): lipid biosynthetic process; fatty acid metabolic process
Cellular component (GO): membrane; endoplasmic reticulum
Molecular function (GO): iron ion binding; fatty acid 2-hydroxylase activity; heme binding
Source: RefSeq, a predicted model, not a curated record